This is a messenger RNA of Bipolaris victoriae FI3, 1749 nucleotides long. RefSeq lists its product as hypothetical. The transcript has a single exon. Lineage: Eukaryota; Fungi; Ascomycota; Dothideomycetes; Pleosporales; Pleosporaceae. Bases 1 to 1749 code for a protein of 582 amino acids. The record is from RefSeq and is a predicted model, not a curated record. Gene Ontology annotation, molecular function: nucleic acid binding.
AUGCCAGACGCACAGGCGCCUGACUCUCCCCAAGCGCAACCCGAAAGCAAGACUGUCCGCCUACAUAUCACGCCUUUCCGCCCCGAUCUGCUCAAGGUCUACCUGGCACCUUCGGUCCUGCCCCUUGCGCAAAACAUCUCCUACCAUACCGUCGAGACCUUUCCCGAGAAAGGCUUUGGCUACCUGGAGCUACCCGAGGUAGAAGCACAGAAGAUUAAGAAGAAGCUCAACGGCACGAUUCUCAAGGGCUCCAAAGUGCGCAUAGAAAUGGCCAAGCCAGAGAAGCGCAAGGCGCGCGAAGAAGCAGAGGCCGCAAAGGAAGCUCAGGGCGAGGCUGACCGGCCAUCAAAACGCGCAAAGAAGGACAAAAAGGAGAAGAAGGAACGGAAAAAGAAAGAACAAGGGGUCCUGGAGGGCGUUGAAUUACCAGACGACAGAAAGGUCAAGCGUGGCUGGACUGAGCCAGUGACCAAGACCAAAAAGGACAAGAAAGAGAAGAAGGAUAAGAAGGACAAGAGCGACAAGGAGGCAAAGAAGGAGCGCAAGCACUCCAAAUACACCAAGGAGCCGGAGCUGCUCUUCAAGGCAAAGCUGACUCCUGUUGCUGCGACCGAGGUUGCGCUCAAGGACAAGAAGAAGGACAAGAAGGAGAAAAAGGAAAAGAACAAGUCAAAGUCUACAGAGGUUGUUGUGCAUGAGUUUGAGAAGAACACCAAGACUCCUAGUUUUUUGAAGCAGCCCGACGUUGUAAUCUCCAAGAAACCUGCAGUGGAUUAUGUUAAUGGUUUGGGAUGGGUGGAUGAAGAUGGUGUCGUUGUUGAGCCAGAGACCGGAAAGGCGAAAGCCAGGAGAGCUCUGGAGCUGGUAGAUGCGCCUUCGGAAGCUGCGAAAGCAUGGAUCGACGGGACAUCGAAGUCAUCUUCCACGCCCAAGGUCACAAAGGAACAGAAGAAAAAGAAGAAGGUUACGCCCCCGCAAUCUUCUUCUGAAUCCGAGUCGGAAGAAUCGUCUGUCGUUUCAUCCUCAUCUGAAGACGAGGAUUCUUCAGACUCGGACUCGGAAGAGUCGGCUGAAGAGUCGGAAGCCGAAGAAUCAGAAGCCGCAUCACCUGCACCAUCGGCCGUCAAGAGCAAGAAAGCCCCAGAAAAGAGCCAACCCACAGCACCUGCGGAAAAAGAGGUUCACCCCCUCGAAGCCCUAUUCAAGCGCUCAAAGCCCACUGACAACUCCAUCACAACUCCCACCAAAAAGCUCAACCCAAUCGACACAUCCUUUACCUUCUUCGACAACAACGCCGACGUCGACACCUCAGAAGCCACAGGUCAGCCCAUCGAAGACGCCCCCAUCACCCCAUACACCCAACGCGACAUCGAAUGGCGUGGCCUCCGCAGCGCAGCCCCAACCCCAGACACCGCUGCCAUCGGCCGCCGCUUCUCCUUCGACUGGCGCCGCAACAGCCAAGAACGGGACGACGACGAAGAUGACAGCGACCUCGAUGUCCACGCCGAGCACCAGCUUUCCCUUAACACGCGUACGAAUGCUAGUAAGCUCGCUGACGUCACCGAGGAAGAUGAGGGUAUCACUGCAGAUGGUGAGAACGGAGAGGCAGCAAAGCCCGAAAGCGAGUUCAAAAAGUGGUUCUGGGAGAAUCGCGGUGAUUUGAACAGAGCGUGGAAGAAGCAGAGACGCGAUGCGCUCAAGGCGAAGAGGUUGGGUGAGAAUAGGAAGAUGACACGUCGAAUUGUUUAA